UCUUUUCAUUCAUCUCUCCUUCUUCUCGUGUUACACCAGAUCUCUCCCAUCCAUCCAAUCCAUCAUCAACUUUUAACAAACAUCUCAAGAAACAACAAUCUCUUGUAGAUUACCUCGCCAGAUUGACCACAACAACCUGUCAUCGCUGCCUGAUAUCACUCGAACAGGCGUAUCCUCUACAAACACAACUGAAGCUGUAGUCAUCGCGGCACAGUUCGUCACCACAAUCUUAGAACCCUACAACAUAAAUUACAUUUAAAUCAUCAUGCCCAUCAGAUUCCCAAAGGCCGGUCGCACCGAGGGUGCCGCCUUCGCCGCAGCUGGUAUUGCCGGCUUUGCUCCUCUUUACAUGAUCCUCCCCGGCGCCGAGGAGCGUAUGGCCGCACAAACCCUGAAGUGGGCACCCAGAUGGGAACGCAACAUCUCCUACUUCGCACCACCCGCCCAGCGAGUCGCUCAACGUGUCGAGCCCCAUGCAUCCAAGAAUAUGAAGAAGCUUGAUGAUCGACUACCCCUCGAGAAGAUUGCACAGAGCGUCCACCGACGCAUGGAGAAGGGCAUCGACCGCUUCCAGAAAUAGGAGACGUCAACUAUUGCACUCCAGAUGAAACACUCUUUUCGUAUCCUCAUCUUUUUCACAUUCAGCAUGCAUCGCCACAGGCCUCGAAGAAUGAUCGAUGAGUUUUCGUCUUCGAAUCACGUACUGUUGGAGCCACGGUAUAUCGAGCAAAUGAGUGCUCUGGCCUGUUGGACUGGAAGGAUAGCAUAGCACAGCAUACGCAGUAUGAAUCAAAGCAAAUAAACUUUCACUCUCCGUCUUCGUCACCACUU
Molecule: messenger RNA, 831 nt
Organism: Truncatella angustata
Lineage: Eukaryota; Fungi; Ascomycota; Sordariomycetes; Amphisphaeriales; Sporocadaceae
Exons: 1
Coding region: 266-580 (104 amino acids)
Source: RefSeq, a predicted model, not a curated record